AUGGAACUUGAACUGAAGACGUUUGUAAGUCUUUGUUGCGAAGACAUUUACAAAUAAAAUAAAAUAGAGAAAAACACAAGUUCAUGCAAUUGCUCGUCAUUCAAGAGAUUUCAUAAGUAACAAUGGAUAUCUAGAACUGUUUGAACGGAGCAUGCAUUUCUGGAUUAAUAAACCGGCGGGCAGGUAUUACGGUUUCACUGGCCGCCAAUACCCUGCCACACCUAGGCCAAAAAGUCGUAUAAGUCAUUGUAGAUACAUCGGAGAGCCAAGACAGAUGAUUACUCCGCUUCAUCGAUUUCAAAAUUUAAAUACUAUGGGAAAUACAGCUGGUCCUAGUAAUAGUUGCAGAAUGAUAAGAACAACGAUAAGAACGAACAAUGAAACUCAAAGCAAUUUUCCAGCUGGUUCUACUCAACACCCCCAACUAAACAACAUCUCCAAUAAUGUAACAACUGCUGGGAAUAAUCAAUUGAUAUUGUCUAAUACUACAUCGAAUGGAACGAACAGAAGUCUUUUGGAUUUUUCGGAAUUUAAUGAUGCAGAACUUGCAAGUUAUAGAUUACGAUGCGGCGUUUGGAUAACGUUUGUACUUGCAACAGGAUUUGUCGCUGCUGCAAAAUUUUACUUUAGUGAUAGAGGCCAAGGUAUAGAAAUAUUCGUAUUUUGGGGUCUGUUAACAUUAUCAUUAUUUGCAUGUUUAUAUUCUAUUUUAUAUUGUCGGAAUCAACGCAAUAAUCAUCAAGAACAUCAAAUUCAAGAGGAGCACAUUGCGUCUGUAACUGCUACAACUUCAAUGCCCAAUGAAAAUAUUAGACCUAUUUCUGUAGUAAGACAGAAUCCACCACCACCCUAUCAUAUUGCUAUUUUGAUUCCAUCAAAUAAUCCAUCAGAGGAAGCUCCACCUCCAUCUUAUGACAAAAUUAUGCGUUAAAUUAAUAUUAGUAACCUAUUAUAAGCUGUAUAAAAUUCUAUAACUAUUUUUUCAUAUAUUACAUUUUCUAAACAUAAAACAUUGGUACACAAUACGCACCAUUAAAAAGUGCAUCACUAACUACAAAUACUUCAUUACCGAGCUUUUGAUUUGAGCAAACAAAAAAAUGAGAAAAAGUUCAUGGAAGUAUUAAUAACUUUUCUAGGCUAGGAAAACUUUACAUCUGUGAUACAAAUAGUGAUGUAAUGAUCAAUGUCGCUCGUGGUAACAUUUGCAGCUUAAAGGAAAAAUACUAUUGUGGGCAUUAUACACAGUCAAAAAGUACGCGCACUAACAAUAGUUAAUGUUCGAUACUUUAAUUAAAUUAACUGCAAACAUAUAUUUUCCUGUUUUAUAUUUGAAAAAAUGCGUACAGUUUUUUUUAAGCCGAAAUCAAAUAUACAAAAUGAUUUGCUAUAGAAAAAGUUGAUGUUCCUUCACUUCUAAAAAAAAUUUUUUUUUAUGAUCAACAUAAGAAAAUAAUGUAUUGCGAUAUAAUCGUAAUUCAUAUGAAAUUAAUAUAAGUUAUUUACAAAAUGAAAUGAUUCUGCAAUAAAAUAAAAUCGAAACUUAAGUUAAUUUAUAGGAAAUAAGCAUAGAGUUAUACUUGAUGCAUACACUGUCCACUUCUUUCAUAAUCUAUCGAAAACAUAAAUCUGAAAUCUUUUAAUAUAAAUUAAAAUAUACCACAAACAUAUUCUACUGUAUAAUAAUUAAUAAAAAUAUAGGUUAAAUAUAAUACAUGUUUUAUAAUAUUUAAUAUUACAUAUGUGUACAUAAUGUAGAUAAGUGAGCAUAAUUUUUUUAUGCUCCAAACUUCUAGCUAUGAUGCUUACUUAAUAUAUGUAUGUAUAUAAUUUUAUAUAAUUUUUCUUUUUUCAAUAUCGAAAUUGUUUACACAGUAAUUUUCUUUUGUAUGUGAAACAAAGUUAUAUAAUGUAUAUAGAAUAUUAUAAUUAAUACUUAUAACUAACAAUGAUUUUAAGCUUAAUAUUUUGCAUAUCAAGAUGUAGCUUGAACCAAAGAAAGUAUUCAAUUUCUUUCAUUUUAUUACUUUUCAAUUUGGUAUUCCAAACUUAUUACAAAUUUCUAAACUAUACUACAUUUUUAUGUUUGUCACAUAUUAAGUGUAGAUGUUUAUUUUGUAUGUAUAACAUGAUUAAGUAUCGUUUUAAUUUAUUACAUAUUAAAAGAAACGUAUUUUAGUCUUAAAACAAUGUAAUUGCACCAAUAUAUAAAUAAUGUAUAUAUACAUAAAUAAUGUAUAUAUAUAGAAAUACAAGUAGCAUAAAAACUUUCGAAUUUUAAACAAUGUCAUUAUCUUUAUACAGUCUUUUUGCCUAUCUUAUACAUAAUUAAAAAAAAGUAUUUUCAUGAAAGUAUUUAAUAUAGUAUUAAUAAAAUAACUUAAAUAUUUCGAGUUGAAAUAAAAGAUACAAUUACGUAUAUACAUAUUAUAUAUUAAAUAAAAUUAUUCACUAAAUAAAAUCAUAUUAAU
This is a messenger RNA of Heterotrigona itama, 2468 nucleotides long. The record is from the annotation of a GenBank genome assembly. NCBI's taxonomy places the organism in Eukaryota, Metazoa, Arthropoda, Insecta, Hymenoptera, Apidae.